GCCUGUUUACAGGUUUGUUGAGGGCAGAAAAAGUAAGGGGUAAUUUGGUUCUUUUGGACUAGUUUUUUUUUAAAUGUUGGAUUUACUAUUUCAUUUGUUAAUAGUCUUUAUUUUUAUAUGUCAGGUUUGGCUGGAGAACGGUGAAUUUCCAAGAGUGUUAAUUUCCCAGGCAUCUGCAUUAAGGCUGCACUCUACUCCAAUAUGGUUGGAUUUAAACCGGCAGAUGUCCCUCCAACAAAUUGUAUAAAAGUUGUCGGUGCUGGUACCGCAGCCUGUGUAGCUGAUCUUGUUACAUUCCCUCUUGAUACUACCAAAGUGAGAUUGCAGAUUCAAGGGGAAUCCAAAUCUGUCAACAGUGUGACUUCUCCAAAGUAUAAAGGUGUCUUUGGUACCAUGGUUACAAUUGUGAAGACUGAAGGAGCGAAAAGUCUCUACAAUGGCUUGGUGGCUGGUCUUCAACGUCAGAUGAGCUUCGCAUCAGUGCGUAUUGGGCUUUAUGAUUCUGUCAAACAGUUCUACACCAAUGGAUCUGACACCAUUACCAUUGGUAGUCGUUUGCUUGCUGGAUGUACAACUGGAGGUAUGGCAGUCAUCAUGGCACAGCCAACAGAUGUGGUGAAAGUAAGGUUUCAAGCACAAUUAAACCUAACUGGUGUGAAUAAGAGAUACAGUGGGACUAUCGAUGCCUACAGAAAAAUUGCUAAGGAGGAAGGACUUUCAGGAUUAUGGAAAGGUACUUUGCCAAAUAUUGUUCGCAAUUCUGUCGUCAACUGUUCAGAACUGGUGACUUAUGAUCUGAUCAAGGAUGCACUUAUAAAGUAUAACCUUAUGACUGAUAACCUUCCAUGUCACUUUUGUGCUGCUUUUGGUGCUGGAUUCUGCACAACCAUUAUAGCUUCACCUGUCGAUGUUGUGAAGACAAGAUACAUGAACUCUGCCCCUGGCCAAUACAAAAGUGCCUUGAACUGUUCCUUUAUCAUGCUGACUGAGGAGGGUUUCACAGCUUUCUAUAAAGGGUUUAUGCCGUCCUUCCUGCGCCUGGGGUCGUGGAAUGUGGUGAUGUUUGUCACUUAUGAGCAGUUGAAACGUGCCAUGAUGCUGGUCAAGCAGUCCUGGGAAUCUUCCUAAUAUUCUAUAUUUUAUAUUUGUAAAUCAUUUAAAGUUUAUCAUGUUUUAUAUCAAAGGGCAUGGAUUUCUUAAGCAUUCUGUUCUAAAGGAUGAUAAUAUGUGCAUAUCGCUGGUCGAUUUUGUAAUGCACCAAAUCUUGUUGCUGGCUUUAUUUCUUAAAUUGAGGUAGUUUUGUGAAUAUAUAUUUUUAUAAGGUAAAUAAAGGUCUUUUCUAAUUUCACGUUCUGUUUUGGAACACCAGCAAACUAAUGCUAUCCUUUUCCUUCACACCUCCACUUCCUAUAUAACAAAUGAUUGGAUUGUUAAGUUAAACUAACACAAUGCAAUAUUGAGGGGUCAUCUGCACAGUGUACUCUUCUGCACUUUAUCCAUUUUGACCAUGGGGAUUAAUUUUUACAAAGCUUGAUAUAAAGACCAUGUUGCUAAGCAGGGUUUGUUCAACAUUUAAAACAUUUUUUUGUUUUUGGUGUUGGUGUGCUUCAAAAGAAAAUUCUAACUGGUCUUUAAUUUAGUUGCUACUUCAAGUGAAAGUGAAAGCACAUGUUGUAGAGAUAUGAGGGAGGUUUUUUCUUGGUAAAAAUGUCAUAGCUUUUAAAAACCUCCCUGCUGUAAUGUGGUAUGCCUAUCUUUACUCCCUUUUUAAAUUUGCAUAAAUUCAGAUUCUUAAGUUUUUUUUUCACUCAGGUUGUUUUGUUUAAUUUAAAUGCAAUUCUCACCAUUGUAGUAAAGUGAGGAUUUACAUUUACAUAGCACCUUUUUAUGCCCACUGGACAGACAGGCAAUAAACUAUUUUUGAAGUGC
Messenger RNA from Carcharodon carcharias (great white shark), 1929 nucleotides. Its product is annotated as mitochondrial uncoupling protein 2-like. The record is from RefSeq and is a predicted model, not a curated record. NCBI's taxonomy places the organism in Eukaryota, Metazoa, Chordata, Chondrichthyes, Lamniformes, Lamnidae. The transcript has 7 exons. The coding region runs from base 202 to 1128 and encodes 308 amino acids. Gene Ontology annotation, cellular component: mitochondrial membrane. Gene Ontology annotation, molecular function: oxidative phosphorylation uncoupler activity. Gene Ontology annotation, biological process: mitochondrial transport; adaptive thermogenesis; response to cold.